Molecule: messenger RNA, 1842 nt
Organism: Rangifer tarandus platyrhynchus (Svalbard reindeer)
Lineage: Eukaryota; Metazoa; Chordata; Mammalia; Artiodactyla; Cervidae
Source: the annotation of a GenBank genome assembly
AUGAUGAGACAGGCAACCAUGGAUUUCAGCACUCCAUCUGUAUUUGAUCAACAGAAAGGUGAUUCAUCUGAAGAAGUUGACCUGACCAUGGUUUAUCAGGCAGCAUCGAACGGAGAUGUCAGUGCUCUGACUGCUGUGAUUCGGGAAGACCCUUCCAUCCUAGAAUGCUGUGACAGUGAAGGAUGCACACCCUUAAUGCAUGCGGUUUCUGGACGUCAAGUGGACACAGUGAAGCUGCUGUUGAAGAUGGGAGCCAAUAUUAACACGCAGGACGCUUAUGGCCGCACGAGUCUCUGUCUGGCAACCUAUCUGGGAUGGCUGGAAGGCUGUGUGAGUCUACUCAGAAAUGGUGCCAAGCACAAUAUCCCAGAUAAAAAUGGCCGUCUGCCACUGCACGCUGCCACCGCUGAGCCCGAUGUGAGGCUCCUUACAGUCCUGGUGCAACAGUCAAACCUCAACGAGAUUAAUCACCAGGACAAUGAGGGGAUGACAGCACUCCACUGGGCAGCUUUCCACAACCGGCCUCAACACACCCAAAUGCUGCUGAAGAAGGGGGCAGACCCCACCCUUGUGGACAAAGACUUCAAAACAGCUCUCCACUGGGCAGUCCAGAGUGGAAAUAGAAUUCUGUGUUCCAUCAUUCUGAGCCAUCACCAGGGUCCGUCCAUAAUCAACUACGACGAUGAGAGUGGCAAGACAUGCGUGCACAUCGCCGCAGCAGCAGGUUUCUGUGACAUCAUCAACGAGCUGGCAAGGGUCCCUGAGUGCAACCUGCAGGCUCUGGAUGUGGACGACAGGACGCCUCUGCACUGGGCUGCAGCUGCAGGGAAAGCAGACUGUGUGCAGUCACUGCUGGAGCUGGGUAUGGACGGCAACCUGCGAGACAUCAAUGAGAGCACGCCCCUGGCCUACGCCCUGCACUGCGGCCACACGGACUGUGUCAAGCUCCUCUCCCAAGAGGGCAGAACAGAGCCUCCUAGACCCCUUCCUGCCCAGAACAGUAGACCCCAGAAGAAGGAGGGACGGUUCAGCAUGCUCAAUCAAAUCUUCUGCAAGAACAAAAAGGAAGAGCAGAGGGCCUAUCAGAAGGACCCCAGCAGGGACUGGCACAGAGGGGAGCACACCUCGGAAGUCGAUGACAUCAUCACCACCUUCGACAGCAACGUGGAUACCAACUGCCAAGAGCAGCCUGGUGAGCAGGUGGCUAUGGUUGACUUUAAGAAGAGGACCUCAGAAAACUCAAAAUAUCACUUGCCAGAAAAGAAGCCUCUGGCCCGUAAAGGGCUUCCACCAAUCAGAACACAGAGCCUCCCACCCAUCACCCUGGGCCAUAACUUCCUGACAGCCUCCCAGGGGGCCACUUCCCAUCCUGGCCUGAGCUCUGGUACUCAUCAUGCGGCCCAGCGAUCUCAGAAAAGCCGAAGUGAGCAAGAUUUGUUGAAUAACAGAACUGGCUGCCAGGCAUUGCUAGAUAACCCUUGGAAAGGUGAUUCUCACCCGGUGUUCUAUAAAGCCUGGACUAGGUCUUCAUCUGACAAGCUGCUAGACAGGUUGCUCACCAGCAGAUCUGGCCACCAGGAAGUAUCAGGGCCCCCACAUCUUCCUCAUCUACAUAAUCCUUCAUCAGGACAAAAUUUUCAGCACCUCUCCCCAAACAGACCCAAAAUCAGGGAUCUUCCUUUCACUCGGAACAACCUAGCUCCCCUACCAGACCAAAAAUUUCUGUCUGGAGAACCUCUACGGACCAACCGAGUGCUUCCUGCUAUUCCAAGCCAGCGGGGACACAGUCCACCAGCUGAAGAGAGUGAAAACUCUGCCAGUUCCACCAAUGAUGAAAAGUAG